Molecule: messenger RNA, 1873 nt
Organism: Carya illinoinensis
Lineage: Eukaryota; Viridiplantae; Streptophyta; Magnoliopsida; Fagales; Juglandaceae
Product: E3 ubiquitin-protein ligase Os04g0590900-like
Exons: 1
Coding region: 536-1564 (342 amino acids)
Biological process (GO): protein ubiquitination
Molecular function (GO): transferase activity
Source: RefSeq, a predicted model, not a curated record
GAAAAAGAGGAAAAAUAAAGUCUAUGAGUUCUUAAUAUUCCUGAUUUCGAUUUCUACACCAGUCCCUUUGGAACUUUUCCACUCCAUCUUGUCUCUUCAUAAAAAUAUACAUUGUAGGAGUUUUCUAUAUCCCUUUACUUGUUAUUCCUGUCCUCCCAUCACUUCCAAUCUACACAACCGGAAGUGGUACAGUGUUUUCUAUUGCUAUCAUAUGUUCUAUUCAAUUGUUAGGAAGAAAAUUUCACGAACCAUCCAGGAACGUACUAUCCUGUCCACACUCUGUUGAUCAGGUGGUUCUAUUUUUAUUUAAGAGUGCCAAGAGAACAAUCUCUCAAACUCCCUUGCAUGGUUUUGGAAAUUCAGUAUAAGUUGGGGUUCCAGUUUGUAGUAUGAAGGUCGUCUGCAACCGUUUUGAAUGAUUUCAUUCUCUGCCUCUUUUACCUCCUUUUGUUCUUAGAAUAUUCACAAGCUUGGCAGGAAGAAAGAGAAACAUGAUGUUAUUGAUAGUUUAAAAUUGUGGUCGUCAAAGUUAGUCAUGGCAAUUGUAGAUAACCCGAAAACUUGGAUACCUUAUAUGCCUAGCAAAGACUGUUCUCAAGGCAUUUGUAGUUUAUACUGUCCACAGUGGUGCAACAUCAUCUACCCUCCACCCCCCUUUGAAUUCCCCGAUGACAAUUCUAGUCCAAGUUUCUCCCCUCUUGUUAUUGGAGUCAUUGGCAUUUUGGCAAGUGCUUUCCUUCUUGCGAGUUACUACACCAUAAUAUCCAAGUACUGCGGCAGACCCUACUCCACAAGAAGAAGAGAAGAUCAUGACUCCAAUGAAGAAUUGGAAGACAAUCGCAAUCCGACGCUCCAUGAACCAUGGCAUACUGAAACUACCGGCUUGGAUGAGGCGCUUAUAAAAUCCAUUACGGUAUGCAAGUACAAGAAGGGAGAAGGGUUGGUUGAAGGUACUGAUUGCUCUGUUUGUCUCAGUGAGUUUCAAGAAGAUGAGAGCAUAAGGCUCUUGCCAAAGUGCAGUCAUGCUUUCCAUCUCCCAUGCAUUGAUAAAUGGCUCCAAUCCCAUUCGAGUUGCCCUUUAUGUCGUGCUAAUAUAGUGCUUUUCAGUGGUAAGCCACUUCCUUUGCCUACACCGGCGACAGAAAUACCUCCUAGGAAUGAAACUUUGCCAGAAGCCCCACAGGCAAAUGAAAGUGUAGCUAUUGAACAAGACUUGGAAAGAUGUGUUACGGAGGAAGAAAUUAUGCAUAGUGAUAUUGUUCCAAAGAACUCAUUUCGUGCAUUUAGUGAUUUGGGCAACUCAGAGAAGACAGAUACCAUGAUUGAAAUUAGAGAUGGAGGAUAUCAACCUAUUAGAAGAUCGCUUUCCAUGGAUCUAUCGUGCCAAAUCCGUUCUUCUGUUGCUAAUAUUUUGCGCAUGAAUCAAGAUGAAGUUGUUCAUGUGGAAGAGAGCCAGAAUGGUGAUGCUAGCUCAUCGAAGCAAUUAUCAGCAGGAGUUGAAAAGUCUAGCAAUAAAAGCAGGGCCUUGCAUUUUGUAAUGAGCCCAAUUGCAAUGAAAAGAUGAUUUUCAAGUCGAAGAUUGUAGCUUAUAGGAAUGGGAGAAGACGUACGGCACACAAUCGAUAUUCCUGUCUGAAAAAAUAAAAUAAUCAGAAGGAAAUGGAAAAUUAGUUCAAAUUAAUUGGGUGUAGUGACAAUCAGAUACAAACAUACAAUGGCUUAAAGAUGGCAUUAAGACGAAGUUUUAUUGAACACUUUGUCCAUUUCUUUUGAAACAUUGUAUGCCAUAUAUAUGUACGCUAUGCUCCUGGUUGCCUUUAUGUGCAUUAUAGCAUAGCAUUCUUCAACAAGCUUUUCUUUAAUUUGUCUAUCA